CUAAGAUAUAAACAACCGCAGCGGAUGAUGUCUCGUUCAAUCCGUUAGCGUCAUUUUGAUCCGUUGUCAUGACGACGUUUGCAGUCUCUUCCAAGAUGCUUGCUGCUUACACAGGUGCGACAACGCAGGACGACCCAGUACUGUCGCUGCUCGAGUACACGAAGCAAGACUGCGAGAGCAUUCUCCAGUCGUCGCCUCUCGAGACCCCAAUCGUGCACAGCGAGAGUGGAUUCGUCUUUGGCGUCAUUCAAGCGUACAACCUGCACCACAACCUUUCCAUUCGCCCCGACGACGUCUGGCUCGCGAUCAUGAUCCAGUUUGGCUUGUAUGUGAACGGCAACGCCGAGGACCUCCGGCACCACUUUGUUCAGCACCAAGGGCAGAAAGAGCUAACGGUGAAAAUGCCUGGCUCGAUGCGCUCGAUUGAGGUCGUUGAUCUCGUCGCCCAAAUGCUGCUGCAGAUGGACACGCACCUUACGGAUCCAGCGCUGAAAGAGUGGGUGCUCCCAUGCUACUCGACAACAACGGACGACGACAAGAUCGUCGGAAGCAUCGUCUUGAUGGCGGCCAUGAAGAAGUACUUUACCUACAAGGCCUGUCUCUGCUGUGGCAUUCUGUUCGUGACCCUCCUUGGGACCAUUGAGGACUGGGAAGAUAUUCGCGCGCGCGUCGACAAGCUUGCAGCGUACAGCGACCGCAUGACAAAGUGGUCAGUAAUGCUUGCACCGAUCCUCGACCAGUUUGUGCUGGCUGCAAAAUGGCAACCGGACGCCGGGUUCUGGAGUCGGAUUUGCCAUGAGUUUGGCGGCCACUCGGGUCCACGAUACAUUGGCGGCUGGCUCAGCGUCUUUUGCGUGUUUGAUCAAGUCGGACGGUGGCAAGGUAAGAACAGUGCCAUUGACAUGCUUGACGGGAAGCUUCGGUCGCGCCUCAAGGAGUUUCCUACCGUGUCCAUUGACGACAUUCCGCCGGAGUACCUCACAGUCGACAUGACCAUCGAUGACAACGGGGAGAUAUACAACGCGCUCUUCUUUGGUGGGCACAUGAGCUUUGGCUUUGAGGAUCCUCGCGCCAGCUCCUCCCAUGUGUCGCAGUCGUGGACGACGAUGUUCAAGCAAAUACUCUCUGGCGGCUGCUUGAGCUACCAGCGCAAGACGACCAUUGUCCCGCGCCUUUCCUGGACGAUCGCGCGCAAUAAAAACACGUUGUGGAUAGUGUAGCAAUUAGCUUCCCCUUCCAAUGAGACCCG
This is a messenger RNA of Saprolegnia parasitica CBS 223.65, 1249 nucleotides long. RefSeq lists its product as hypothetical. The transcript has a single exon. Lineage: Eukaryota; Oomycota; Saprolegniomycetes; Saprolegniales; Saprolegniaceae. Bases 69 to 1220 code for a protein of 383 amino acids. The record is from RefSeq and is a predicted model, not a curated record.